AUGAGACAAACAAAGGACGGUAAUCUUAUAUUAAGAACAGAUGGACGACAUAUGGCAGCAAACAUGCUAAAAGAGACACUAGCAAAAGGACUUCACGAGAAUGAAAUUGUGGUCAAGAAAGAUACUACCACGAGAAUCAUACAUAUUAUGGGAAUGUAUGGUAUAACAACGAAAGAAGAAGUCAUCGAAGCACUUAAAACAGUACUAAAUGGCAAGGACAAUUUUAUCGUCAGAUCACUAAGAUCGGCAUAUGCCAAAACACAAAACACUACUCUAGAAGUAGGACAGGAGGAGGCAGCUGAUGAACAAAUGAACCAAUUAAAAUCCUUAAUCACUGAAGAUAAUUUACUUACGGAAAACGCGUUAGAUCAAGGCUUUGUAACUGAAUCAGAAGUUGACUUAGUCGUGAAAAGUUCAGGACUUGUGCCUCCGACAGAACACAUAUUAGCCGAUUCCGAUAUAGAAAAUUCUGAACCUAAUAAAGAACGCGAUGACGAUUACAAACCAGGCGCAAGUGAGGAUCACACGAAUCACAACUUAGUAAGUAAUGCCGAAGGUACCCUUGAAGAAAUUUCAGUAAGAAAACGCAAAAAAAGACAGCAUGUAAACCCAGAUGGUUGGAAGAAAAUAAAAAACAAAUUAAAUAAACAAUGUGGAAAAACUUACUUUGAAUGGCAACCACUACCGUUCAUAAGAGUACCUAGAGAUAUGCCGAUAUGGAAGUAUAAUGAGCUUCCAAUGAUGUAUUUAGCUCCGAUACCAAUAAAAGCUGAAAAAUAUCAACAUCUUAUGGCUCUCAAGACUUCUAUUGGAAAAGAUUACCACCCAUUUUAUGACGCUUUAAAGCAUUUAUAG
Molecule: messenger RNA, 855 nt
Organism: Psylliodes chrysocephalus
Lineage: Eukaryota; Metazoa; Arthropoda; Insecta; Coleoptera; Chrysomelidae
Source: the annotation of a GenBank genome assembly